AUGAGAGCAUUUUUGGUAAUUUUUUGCUUUUUCCUGCAGCAAAGUGACGCGAAAAUCUACCAACGAUGCGAAUUGGCGCGAGAAUUGCAUCAGAGACAUCAAUUGCCGCGACUGGAAGCUGCGAUGUUCACAUGUAUUGCGGAAAUUCACAGCGGAUUAGAUACUUCCGCCUUCUCGACGAAUCGCGGAGUACAUUCGUAUCACGGCUUGUUUCAGUUUAGCGACGAGUAUUGGUGUUCAGUAGCGGGCGAGCCGAAAAUUUGCGACGCUACAUGCGGAGAAUUCAGAGAUAAUGAUGUUGCGGAUGACAUUUAUUGCGCUUGGUAUCACGUUUAUGCGCAUCAUCAUCAAUAUUCGGGCGACGGAUUCGAUGCGUGGGAUGCUAAUGACUAUUGCAAGGCGAAUUUGGAGACGUACACAAGUUGUUUGGAUCAAACUAGUUCCCGUGUUUCGUCUUUUAGAGGCACAACGCGACAAAUUACGACGAGACCAACAACUGCGAGAGCAACUUCUCGCCCCAGAUCGAAUCACAAGUCGAAAAUUUAUCAAAGAUGCGAAUUGGCGAAGGAAUUGUACAACAAAUACGAUGUCGAAUGGGAUGAUUUGCCGACUUACGUUUGUUUGGCAAGCAAAGAAUCGAAAUACCGAACAAAUGCUUUGACAAAUUCGAAAUACGGGAUUUUCCAAAUUAGUGAGAAGCAAUGUAAUGGAGUUUGUGGCGUCGAUUGUGACUCGUUGCAUGAUACAAAUCUCGAAGAUGACGUUAAUUGCAUGAAAACUCUCUUCACGGCGCCCCAAAAUUUGUAUUCCGAAUGGAAUUCGUUCCGUGAAUGUCGUGACGGCGACAAAUGGACUUUUGUGGAUAAAUGUUUCGAAUACGAAGAUGAAGAAGUGACAACGACAACUCGACGUCCUGUAACGACAACAACUCGUCGUCCCGUAACGACAACAACGCGACGUCCUGUGACAACGACAACUCGCAGAACGACAACAACUCGUCGAACGACGACAACUCGAAGACCUACGGUAACAACAACGCGACGCACAACGACUCAACGAACGACACGCGCAACAACAACUCGCGCCGUAACUCUUGCUCAACGUUUCCAACAAGCAACGAAGCUGCCUGACAUCGAAAUUCCUGCGACAAGUCUCUUGCCGCCGUUAGAAGACUCGGAUUUCACGACAACUUUUAGAACAACGACGCAAAGGACGACAACUCAACGCAUUUUCACGACAACCGAGAAGAUCCCGGAACUAAUUUUGACGCUACAACCGCCGUUGGAAGACUAA
Culicoides brevitarsis is the source of this 1293-nucleotide messenger RNA. RefSeq names its product integumentary mucin C.1-like. Bases 1 to 1293 code for a protein of 430 amino acids. Gene Ontology annotation, molecular function: lysozyme activity. The record is from RefSeq and is a predicted model, not a curated record. The transcript has a single exon. Lineage: Eukaryota; Metazoa; Arthropoda; Insecta; Diptera; Ceratopogonidae.